GCUCUUUCAUUACCUCUCCACGACUCGUCGUAUACUACCGUUGAACGCCAUAUACAUUGAGGAAUGCCCGACAUGGUCCCAAUGUCAGUAGCUCAACCCCAAGAACGUCAGUUCAACCCAUACAGUGAUAACGGUGGGACGAUCCUUGCUGUUGCCGGCGCCAACUUCAGCGUUAUUGCUGGUGACACCCGCCAGAGCGAGGGGUACAGCAUCCAGACGCGGUAUGCGCCCAAGGUGUUCAGAUUGACGGAUAAGGCAGUGUUGGCCGUUAACGGAUUUGCAGCUGAUGGGAACAUGUUCGUGAAGAAGGUCAAGCAACGUCUAGAGUGGUACCGCCAUGCCCACUCCAAAGACAUGCCCUUACGUGCGGUCGCGCGACUCAUUCAAUCUAUGCUUUAUGCCCGACGAUUUUUCCCUUACUACGUGUACAAUAUUCUCGGAGGUAUCGAGGAAGACGGUUCGGGUGCAGUCUAUUCCUUCGACCCCGUGGGCUCGUACGAGCGCGAAGCCUGCCGUGCAGCUGGUGCAGCAUCUUCACUUGUACAACCCUUCCUGGAUAACCAGAUUUACUUCAAGAACCAGACUCCGGCUCCUGGAACGUCGCAUCCGGCACAUCUAGCCUUGACCGACGUACUCGCACUCGUGAUCGAUUCAUUCACCAGUGCGACGGAACGGCAUAUCGAGGUCGGAGAUGGUCUUGAGAUGUACGUUGUUUUGGCGAAAGGAAGCCCUCUUCAGGGUCUGGAACUGGUUCAAGGGGUCCAAGAGAUGUCAACUACCACAGAUGGCGAACGCGUCUUUAUCGUCCGGAGAAACUUGAAGAGAGAUUGAAUGUUUAUCUUGCAAUCUGUAAUAAAACUGUGUUUCCUAUCUCUGUUUUCUCUUCCUUAUCUUCUGCCCAUCUCAUGCUCGAUCCCAUCUCUCUUCUGGUGGAUACGGUUUACGUUCAGUACUCGGACUUUACUCAUGACCCUUGUGUUCCCAUUUUAGCUGCGUUGUAUAGACUUGUGCACGCCUUUUGUUCAUAUCUUGUUAUUUACUGUAUCGUCUGCUUGUAGAGGAUUUUAAAACGACGAACAUUGCAUACCAACAACAUGUAUAUGUAAUUUCUUGAUCAUAGGUUCAAAAUUGAUCAAUCUUUGAGCGUUGAA
Guyanagaster necrorhizus is the source of this 1151-nucleotide messenger RNA. RefSeq names its product N-terminal nucleophile aminohydrolase. NCBI's taxonomy places the organism in Eukaryota, Fungi, Basidiomycota, Agaricomycetes, Agaricales, Physalacriaceae. Gene Ontology annotation, cellular component: proteasome core complex; nucleus; cytoplasm. The coding region runs from base 64 to 831 and encodes 255 amino acids. The transcript is spliced from 6 exons. The record is from RefSeq and is a predicted model, not a curated record.